GAAACAGGGAAGAGUAAUCUUCUUCCAAUCUUUAUAAGAUUACAUGUAAUUAUACUUCGAUUGUUUUAGACAACAAAAUUCAAAAUGAUUUCAUGGCAGUGCCUGAAUUCCACAUAUCGCAGUCAUUUUGGUUUAGUCCGUUUAUCUCGUGGGUCGAAUCAGAAGAACUUUUUAAGACGGCAACGUGGAGUCAACCAGCACGAAGCAAAUCGCCAGUAUGCGUCUCACAGCCAAAAACCGGUAGAAUGGCGUCCACCCAACAUGAAUGAUCUACCAGUUCCAAGAGGUUCGUGGAAGACAGCUUAUAAUUCUGUCCAGAAACGUUAUAAUCGCCAGCUAAUCGCAAGUAUUGCUUUUUUUACAGGAACUACUAUCUAUGCGUUCUCUUCAGGAUUUAUUGAUCUUAAUUUGGCACCUCCCAUGAAAAAUCCCUCUGGUGAAACUGAAAGCCAGAAGAGUUCAUCCUCAUCCACUGCAGAAUCUGAGUCUGAGAGAAGCGUCAGCAAGCAGUCUGGUGAUGCCAAAGCAAUGCCUAUUUCUGAUAGACCUGAAGAUAUACCUGAAAUUCCUUCAUCUGUUACAUACCUUUUGAUAGGAGCUGGUACAGCAUCUUUUGCUGCCUUUAGAGCUAUUCGUAGCAAGGAUCCAUAUGCAAAAAUUUUAGUUGUUGGUGAAGAAGAACACUAUCCAUACAUGCGACCACCCUUGUCAAAGGAAUUAUGGUUUAGUGAUGAGAAAGAAACAUCCAAGACUUUGUCAUUUAAACAGUGGAAUGGAAAAGAAAGAAGUAUUUUUUAUGAACAUGAAGAUUUUUACUGUUCACCUCGUGAUCUACCCUUGAAAGAAAAUGGGGGGGUGUCAGUUGUUAGAGGUUUUAGAGUGGUGAAACUUGAUCCAAGUACCAGAAGAGCUUACCUGGAUAAUGGAUGGGAGAUCACUUAUGAAAAAUGUCUUAUUGCUACUGGAGGUAACCCAAAAAAUUUGCCAGUGUUUGAAAAAGCAUCUGAAGAGAUUAAUAAAAAGGUAACUCUUUUCAGAAACAUAAAAAACUUUCAAGAAUUGGAUAGCGUUUCCAGAAAAGCUAAAUCUGUAACAAUUAUAGGAGGUGGUUUUCUUGGAAGUGAGUUAGCCUGUGCUUUAGGAAAACGAAGCAAAACCACAGGCAUAAUAGUUAACCAAGUAUUUCCUGAGGCUGGAAAUAUGGGGAAAAUCCUUCCAGAAUACUUGAGCCAAUGGACCACUGACAAAGUAAAAUCUGAAGGUGUUAAUGUCAUUCCGAACACAUCAGUGAAAGGUGUGAGCUCAAAAAAUAAAAGAUUAAUCCUCCAUUUUAACAAUGGCCAAGAGCUCCUUACUGACCAUGUCGUUGUUGCAGUGGGCCUUGAACCAAACACUGAGUUGGCUAAAACAUCAGGUCUGGAAAUAGAUGAUGUUCAUGGAGGCUUUCGAGUUAAUGCUGAACUUGAGGCUAGGUCCAACCUCUGGGUUGCAGGUGAUGCUUCUUGUUUCUAUGAUGUUAAAUUAGGACGUAGACGUGUGGAACAUCAUGACCAUGCUGUUGUAAGUGGUCGUCUGGCAGGAGAGAACAUGACUGGAGCUGGCAAACCAUACUGGCAUCAGUCGAUGUUUUGGUCAGAUCUUGGGCCUAAUGUUGGCUAUGAAGCAAUUGGUUUGGUUGAUUCCACCAUGCCAACUGUGGGAAUAUUUGCUAAAGCAACUGAAGAGGAUACACCAAAAGCAGUUGUUGAGGCAACGGGUGAAGGAGUUCGAUCAGAAACUGAAUUAAUGGCAAAGGAAACAGAGCCUUCCUCUGUUGAUAUUAAACCUCGACCACCAGUUGUUGGUGAUGAUUAUGGAAAAGGAUGUAUCUUUUAUAUGCGUGAUAAUGUAGUUGUAGGUAUCAUACUGUGGAAUCUUUUUAAUAGGAUGUCUAUUGCAAGAAAAAUCAUUGGUGAAGGGAAGAGUUACGAUGAUCUUAGUGAAGUAGCUAAACUGUUCAAUCUACAUUCUUCAGAAUGAGUAUGUUAAUCAACAGGAAGAAUCUUCAGUAUUAUCAGGAACUGAAAGACAAUCCUGUCCACCGACAUAUGCAAGCUACUUCUGUGGAUCAUCACACCAAAAUCAGCCCUAUGGAUCAGAGAUUGUAGCUGUAGCUUGUGAUCAUGUGUAAAAUUUGAUGAAUGAUUAGUUAAAACAUUAUAUACUAAUCAACUGCUGAUAAGCUGUAUAAACAUUGUUACAUGACAUUUGUAGCAUGGUGUGAUUAGUAGUAAAAUGUACUUCUGCCAUUGUAAUUACUAAAUGUUUGUUUCUGUUUAAAACAUUUAACAAAUGACUUAAUAAUCAAAAGAAAGAAAAGUACAAAAGCCACUAAUAAUUUCUUGAAAUCUUAUUUCAAAAUGUACUGAUAAUGCAAGGUAUAUUGUAAAACACAGUGAUACUGUUAAAUUACUUUAUGUAGUAAAUACUCUUCCAUUAUUCAAAAAACACUGGUAAUAGGAAACCUGGUAUGAAAUUUAUCUUUAUUAUCAUAUAGUGAGUUUUUCUAGUUAUAAAUUGUUAACACUAGUAGAGAAUCUUGCAUGGUGAUAUGACAGUUUUUUUUUGUGAGGUGUUAUCAUAACAUGGCUGUAAAACAUUUUUAGAAUUUUGUAGAAAUUCAUUAAGUAUGUGAAAGUUAAAUUUUAGAACAUUUAAAAAAACUAUUUUUUUCUUCUCUUAAUUCCAUUGACUUUAUUAACCCAGAUCGUACUUAAACGUUAGUUUAAAAGAUUUCAAACUAAGAAGUAUUCUAGUGCUAUAAUGAAAUUGGUAGCAAAUUAUAGUGUGUAACUUGGGAAUAAGUGUAUUAAUAUUAAAUAUUUUGCCUUUUUAGGGUAUAGGGCAUACAAUGAAAUGAUACAUGCAGUUGAAAGUAAAGUAAUUAUCACAUUAGAAAAAUAUUAAUGUAAAUUUGAAUUUUUUUUACUAAAUAACAGGACAGAAUUGCAUGAUGACACAAAAAAGGGGGCAAGAUUGUCCUAUGAUCAUAACCAAACUCUUAAAAUAUUUUGCCACAUGCUUCAGUAAACUUGUGUUUUUAUCUAUUAAGACAUUCGAUUUGGUAAAAAAAUUAUCACUACAUGUACAAUUAAAAUUUAAAAAUAUGUAUUUAUACAUAUAAAUUAAAGCCUAUAUCGGUCAUUUUUGCCAGUAUAGUACAUUUGGGAUUUCAUUUAUUGACAUGUCACUGUGCUGAUCUAAUUCUCAGCAAACGAAAAGCAUCAAAAGAAUGACAAUAAAUCAUUUUUUU
Molecule: messenger RNA, 3292 nt
Organism: Limulus polyphemus (Atlantic horseshoe crab)
Lineage: Eukaryota; Metazoa; Arthropoda; Merostomata; Xiphosura; Limulidae
Gene: AIF
Product: apoptosis-inducing factor 1, mitochondrial-like
Exons: 2
Coding region: 85-2019 (644 amino acids)
Biological process (GO): apoptotic process; mitochondrial respiratory chain complex assembly
Cellular component (GO): mitochondrion; cytoplasm
Molecular function (GO): protein dimerization activity; NAD(P)H oxidase H2O2-forming activity; FAD binding
Source: RefSeq, a predicted model, not a curated record